Messenger RNA from Abrus precatorius (Indian licorice), 2444 nucleotides. RefSeq names its product probable methyltransferase PMT16. Gene Ontology annotation, cellular component: trans-Golgi network; endosome; cytoplasm. The transcript has 6 exons. Gene Ontology annotation, molecular function: methyltransferase activity. The record is from RefSeq and is a predicted model, not a curated record. The coding region runs from base 126 to 2045 and encodes 639 amino acids. NCBI's taxonomy places the organism in Eukaryota, Viridiplantae, Streptophyta, Magnoliopsida, Fabales, Fabaceae.
ACUCAAGCUUUGGCUUCACUAUACAAACAAACACAUACUCCUUCAAACUUCAACUUCUCCCAAUUCAGUGACCAACAAACACCAAUUAUUCUUCUUCUUCACUUAGAAUUUGAAGUGAAGAAAAAAUGGCAAACUGCUUAACACAACUUCAGAUUCAGAAUUGCACAUCCAAAAAACCAAACAGAUUAUUCACAAACCUUUACCUUCUCACCUUUGCCACCUUCCUCUGCACCCUCUUCUACCUCCUUGGCCUCUGGCAACGCUACCCCUCCGCCGCCACCAUCUCCGCCGCCGGCUACACCUCCGCCGACUCCUCCCUCUGCUUACCCAACACCACCGCCACCGCCACCGCCGCAUCAUUCACCAACCUCGAUUUCUCCGCCCACCACCUCCUCCCAGACCCCCCGCCCACCGUGGCGCGUGGACCUCACCUCCCUCCCUGCAACCCUUCCUUCUCCGAGUACACACCCUGUGAAGAUCAGAAGAGGUCGCUGAGGUUCCCUAGGGGGAGACUCGUUUACCGGGAGAGGCAUUGUCCGGCGCCGGAGGAGAUUCUCCGGUGCCGGAUUCCGGCUCCGCAUGGGUACCGGUUGCCGUUGCGGUGGCCGGCGAGUCGUGACUCGGCUUGGUUCGCGAACGUGCCGCAUAAGUGGUUGACUGUGGAGAAGAAGACCCAGAAUUGGGUUCGGUUCGAAGGGCAACGGUUCAGAUUCCCCGGCGGUGGAACCAUGUUUCCACGUGGCGCUAAUGCGUACAUUGAUGACAUUGGGAAGCUUAUCAAUCUAAGAGAUGGCUCUAUCCGAACCGCUAUUGACACCGGUUGUGGGGUUGCAAGCUUUGGAGCUUACCUUUUGUCCCGUGACAUUUUAACAGUGUCAUUUGCACCCAAAGAUUCUCAUGAAGCUCAGGUUCAAUUUGCUCUUGAACGAGGUGUUCCUGCAUUGAUUGGAAUUCUUGCCACAAUUAGGCUUCCUUACCCUUCAAGAGCCUUUGACAUGGCUCACUGCUCACGUUGCCUCAUUCCUUGGGGCCAGCAUGAUGGGAUUUACUUGACCGAAGUUGAUAGAGUUCUACGUCCCGGUGGUUAUUGGAUUCUCUCUGGGCCACCAAUAAACUAUCCUAAACACUGGAGAGGCUGGGAAAGAACACGUGAUAGUCUCAAAGAUGAACAAGAUGCAAUUGAGGAUGUGGCGCAGAGUCUGUGCUGGAAAAAAUUGAUACAAAAAGAUGACAUUGCAAUAUGGCAGAAGCCCACCAAUCAUAUGCAUUGCAAGAUCAAGCGAAAGGUCUUCAAGAAUAGGAGAUCCUUCUGUGAGGCACAGGAUCCAGACACAGCAUGGUACACUAAAUUGGAUACCUGCUUGACCCCACUGCCUGAGGUAAAUGAUGUCAAAGAAGUUAGUGGUGGGAAACUGUCUAAUUGGCCUGAGAGACUAACUUCAAUUCCUCCAAGGAUUAGAAGUAAAAGUUUGGAAGGAAUAACAGCUGAGAUGUUCAAAGAAAAUACCCAAUUAUGGAAAAAGAGAGUGUCAUUCUACAAGACCCUGGACCAUCAGCUAGCAGAGCGUGGGAGAUAUAGAAAUCUUCUUGAUAUGAAUUCUUACUUGGGAGGCUUUGCAGCUGCACUAGUCCAUGAUCCACUGUGGGUCAUGAACAUUGUUCCUGUUGAGGCUGAAAUCAACACCCUUGGUGUUAUAUAUGAACGUGGAUUGAUUGGAACCUAUCAGAACUGGUGUGAAGCCAUGUCCACUUACCCUCGAACUUAUGACUUCAUACAUGGUGAUUCAGUUUUUAGCCUCUAUCAGAACAGAUGUAAUAUUGUGGACAUUCUUCUAGAGAUGGACCGGAUUUUGCGGCCACAAGGAAGUGUCAUUUUGAGAGAUGAUGUGGAUGUGUUGACUAAGGUUAAGAGCAUUGCAGAUGAAAUGCAAUGGGAAGCCAAAAUUACCGACCAUGAAGAGGGACCUUAUCAGAGACAAAAGAUAUUGGUAGCAGUUAAACAGUACUGGACAGCCCCACCAUCAGAUCAAAACCAAAACAAGUGAAAAUUAUGGCCCCAUUUUUUGGUUGGUGCAAAGUGAAAUUUUCUAUUUUUCUUUUAUUGUCAAUUUUCUUAGGAGUUCAAUUCUUUCAAACCCCAAUUUUUUGGGUGGAGCAAAGUGACAUUUUCUUUAUAAAUUAUGGCCCCUGAAAAUUUUGAGGCACAGUCUUCAAAUUUUAAUAUAGUGGGAUAGCUUGUAAAUUGAUAGAACACGAACUGGUAACUAUUAAAUAUCAGCUGUGAUGUUUUCCCAUGUCCUCAGUGUAGAAAGUUUGUUCAAAGAAAUUAUGGGCCACAUUACCAUAAGAUGGCUCUAUGUCCUUAAAUAAACUAAACGUCUGACAUCUUUAAUGUUUGAUUACUUAUGUUCCCUUAUUCAGAAGCUAUUAAAUAUCUUACUGUC